AUGUCCAAAGCACCGCUCAAGAAGUCCGAGUGGGAGAGGCAACUCUCGGUCAUCAAUGUCGCCAAAGAGGAUCUCAACCGGCUCGUCAUGGACUAUCUCGUCAUCGAGGGCUACAAGGAUGCCGCCGACUGCUUCAGCAGGGAGAGCGGCCUCAAGCCCUUUGUCGACUCGGAAAGCAUCCUCAACCGCAUGAUCAUCCGAGGAGCCAUCCAGCGCGGCGACAUUGACGACGCCAUCGGUCGCGUCAACGAGCUCGAUCCAGAGAUUCUGGACAACAAUCCGCUGCUCUUCUUCCACCUGCAACAGCAGCGUCUCAUCGAGCUCAUCCGUGCUGGCCUGGUCAACGAGGCGCUUGCCUUUGCUGCCGAGGAGCUUGCACCGCGCGGCGAAGAGCAUCCGGACCUGCUACCGGAGCUCGAGCGCACCAUGGCGCUGCUGGCAUUCGACGUGCCCAAAGCCGCCGGCAUGGCUGCCACUGGCCCGCUCGCCGCGCCCGUGCAUGUCGCAGAGCUGCUAUCGCCGAGCCAGCGUCUCAAGACCGCCGGCGAGCUCAAUGCGGCCAUCCUCGCAUCCCAGAGCCAGGGCCGAGAGCCCAAGCUGCCCCAGCUGAUCAAGAUGCUCAAGUACACCGAGGAGCUCAUGGGUCCCACGGGCCCGGGCAAGUGGGAGUUCCCGCAUCUCGACCUUGAAGGCGCACUCGGCAUCGGCAGCGCCAACGACGCGCACACUGCCCAGCCUGAGUCGACGCUUGCUGUGUAA
Molecule: messenger RNA, 759 nt
Organism: Moesziomyces antarcticus
Lineage: Eukaryota; Fungi; Basidiomycota; Ustilaginomycetes; Ustilaginales; Ustilaginaceae
Product: lish motif-containing protein
Exons: 3
Coding region: 1-759 (252 amino acids)
Molecular function (GO): protein binding
Source: RefSeq, a predicted model, not a curated record